CUGCUUUUGCAUUUGCUCUCUCUCUCUUUCUCUCUCUCUCUGUCUGUGCGCACACCUACAAUUACAACAAAUCGCUUCUUCUUCUUCUUCCUCAUCUUUUUGUUGGUGUUGUGGGGGGUUUUUGAGCUUUAAGAUGUCCACAACCGCUUCUCAGAUCCGCCAGCUUUUUCUGGGUUUUCCAUAAACUGAUUAUCACGGCUGAUCAGAGUUAAUAAGAAGGCUCAGAGUGUAUCUUUUGUUGAAUUGGGCGUGGAAUUAAGUCGGCAUCAGAAUUAUCUUUGAUGUAGUUGUGUUCCCACACCCUCCUUCAAAAAAAUUAUUAUAUUUAGAUAGCAGCUAUUACCAUCUUUCCUUCAUAUCUGAAUAACAACAUGGGGUGGCUUGAAAUCCUGACUUCUCCUGUUGGUUUCAACUGGGUUGAUGAAGCUUUAUGAUUUUUCAGCAAGGAGCACAAGAAGCUCCAAAGAUUUCUGCACUUCCGUAUUUACCAUUCUACUUAAAGGGUUCUAUCCAAGAAACGUUAUCAGAUAUUCUAUAAAGAACGUGCUUUCACUGAAGCUUUGGGUGCCAACAUAUACUAAAGAUGGACAGAGCAGACACAUCUGGCUUUGUUAGUGGGGGAAGUAGCGUGUUGGAAUUUCUUCUAUGUUUUAACUUGGCGGUGAUAUAUAGAACUUCUGGUAGCUUGUUGUAAAUUAUUUUUUGUUGUUGGGCCUUUUAGAACUGUAGUGUACAUUGUUUAGAGAAUGGAUCUGAACAAGAAGGGGGUACUGUUAUCUUACGAUCGAGCUUCCAUAAAAAAUGACACCUCGGGUGAUACUACUCUGCGCCUGAACUGCCUUGGCUAUGGAGGCAAUGACACAGCUAGAUAUGGGUGUAACCAAAGCAAUCUUGGGGUUAACUUAUCCAAUGCUUCUGAUGACGGCUGCAGAUUGGUACUUGGACUGGGCCCAACACCAAGUGCAUACUCUGAUAAAUAUAAUAAUGUGGGCUUUAAGAAGAACAAAGGAUUAGCCACCACAACAUUACCUCACAGGGUAUCAUCCGAGGGUGAUUCAAUCCUACAACUCAGUCUUUCUGGAGGUACUAAUGAUUCUUCAAGUGUUCUUGAUAUUUCAGUUUCAACAGAGGCUGAUUUUAAUACCUUCCCUCUCCCAAACCAAGUAUCUGUUGAAGAUAAUCAUCUUAUGAUUCCUGUUGUUGAUGAGGGUUCUACCUCAGCAAAGAAAUCAGGUGGCUAUAUGCCAUCACUUCUUUUUGCUCCAAGAACAGACAAUGCCAAGGUUUCAAUGCAAACACAGGAACUUGAACUUCUAGAGCUCGGGACCAAGCCCCAGUCGAGCUAUGAACUGUCCUCUACAACAGAGUACUCAAUGGGCACCAUCUCUGAGCAAGCAACUACUGGAACAUCUUCAGACCACCGAACCAGCAAUUCUAAGAAAUGCAAAUUUUUGGGUUGCACAAAAGGUGCACGAGGGGCAUCUGGUCUUUGUAUUGGUCAUGGGGGUGGUCAGAGAUGCCAGAAACCAGGAUGCAACAAGGGUGCUGAGAGCCGAACUGCCUAUUGCAAGGCCCAUGGUGGAGGGAAGAGGUGCCAACACUUGGGUUGCACUAAAAGUGCUGAGGGGAAGACGGAUUAUUGUAUAGCACAUGGUGGUGGCAGAAGAUGUGGGUAUGCAGGUGGGUGCAGCAAAGCUGCACGAGGCAAGUCAGGCCUUUGCAUUAGACAUGGAGGGGGUAAGAGGUGUAAGGUCGAUGGCUGCACUCGUAGUGCUGAAGGACAGGCUGGUUUGUGCAUCUCUCAUGGGGGUGGACGCCGUUGUCAGUCUGAUGGAUGCACAAAGGGUGCGCAAGGGAGUACCAUGUAUUGCAAGGCACAUGGUGGUGGAAAGCGAUGCAUAUUUGCAGGUUGCACCAAAGGCGCAGAAGGGAGUACUCCAUUGUGCAAGGGACAUGGUGGGGGUAAGCGCUGCCUCUUUGAUGGUGGUGGGAUUUGCCCAAAGAGUGUCCAUGGAGGUACAAACUUUUGUGUUGCCCAUGGUGGUGGAAAGAGAUGUGCUGUGCCAGGCUGCACAAAAAGUGCACGUGGCCGAACAGAUUGUUGUGUUAGACAUGGGGGAGGGAAGCGGUGCAAGUUUGAUAACUGUGGCAAGAGUGCUCAAGGGAGCACAGAUUACUGCAAGGCUCAUGGUGGUGGAAAGCGAUGCACUUGGGGAGAGGGCAAAUGUGAGAAAUUCGCAAGGGGUAAGAGUGGCCUCUGUGCUGCUCACAGUAGCAUGGUCCAGGAGCGGGAGAUAAACAAGAAAGGUAUGAUUGCACCAGGACUCUUCUAUGGCCUUGUAUCUAGUGAUUCAACAACUACAGGGAGUGGAUUUGAAAACAGUAGUUCUUCCUCUGGAGUCUGUGUUGUCCCCAGCUGCAUUGAGUCGCUUGAAACUUCAGCAAAACGACAACUUAUACCCCCACAGGUAUUGGUUCCUCAAUCAAUGAAGUCAUUUUCAUCUGAUACAAGCUUCUUGAGUGCUGAGAAGACAGAGGGAGGGACCAAAGUUUGUGGCAUUGGCAUCAGCAGUAGUGCUGGGAGUAAAAGCUUUGACUUUGUUGCUCCAGAGGGGAGAGUACACGGUGGGGGUCUCAUGUCAUUGUUUGGUGGGAAUCUGAAGAAUGCAAUUGAUGGGAUCUGAAGUUGUUCGAGUUAACUAGUAGAUUUUAUUGUGAAUUAGGGGCUUUUCUUUGUUGAAUUGUGUAUAAGGUUUGGUGCUUGUUCAAAGACUCAUUUAUAGUUUGUGUCAAUUAAUGGGGUUAAUGUUAAUGUUAUGGUAUUUUUAUUGUAA
Quercus robur (English oak) is the source of this 2834-nucleotide messenger RNA. RefSeq lists its product as uncharacterized. The transcript has 3 exons. The record is from RefSeq and is a predicted model, not a curated record. The coding region runs from base 747 to 2684 and encodes 645 amino acids. Lineage: Eukaryota; Viridiplantae; Streptophyta; Magnoliopsida; Fagales; Fagaceae.